GGUCCUCGACAGAAUAUCAAAUCACUUCGUGCCAGUCAGGAGUUAUUGGGACAGCGCGUUCCAUCUCGACACACUUUAAGUGCUCUAUCCUUGCACCUAGCUCAGCACAUGCUCUUGGGCUCAGCGUCAUGGAAUCGGGGUCAGUACGGAAUCGAUGGAACAUGAUCUGCAUCGUAGCUGCGGUAUUCUUUGUGGUGGCCGUCCAGCUGGCACACGCCGUGUCCUGCCCGCAGCCAUCCAACCUUGAAGCACUGAAAAUUGGGCACGACUCCAUCACAUUCGGGUGGGAUGCUACUCAGUACAUUUCAAAUGUCCGUCACACCACGUGCGUGUCGCGAAGUGACCGCGAGGAGAGCGGCACGUCGGACGAUUCCUCGACGGGUUGCGUCGCGGGUGUGACGGGUCGCACGAAAACUCAGCCGCACCUGCGCGCCGACACCGCCUACACCACCUGCGUGCGAACGGAGUGCUCCGACAGCAACUUCUCCGUCCCGAUAUGCAAGACUUUCAAGACUUCACCUACAGCGUCCAGCCAGCCGCGCCGAAACAUCGCCGCAGAUCGCGACUCUUCAUCGCUCGGUGUGAAAUGGCGAGUGCCAUCGGGGUUGAAGGGACGCCUGGACGGCUACCGGACCCGCUGGUGUCAGUCGUUCAAGUGCGUCACCAGGGAGCAGACGGGGAAGGACCCGCUCGCGCUUUCCGUGAAGCUGAGCCAACUGGACCCCUACCGUCAGUACACAGUCUACAUGAGGGCUUUUGCCGUAGACCCUUCCAACGGCCAGAAAAGAUACGGCACUGAGUCCUCGCUCGUCGUCUACAACAUGGAAACUUAUGGACCAAGUGAGCCUAUUCAACUCCUGAUAAAAGCAACGAACAGCUCCACACUUCUGGUCACCUGGCCCAAACAGGACGCGUACGCCGCACAAUUCGACAGCUACUCGGUAGAUUGGUCAAAAGCUGAACCAUCGGGCACAAAUGGGUCUCCCCUGCACAGCCAAACGCUGCCAGCGAAUUCGACAAGCUUCUUCCUUUAUGACCUGGAGCCCGACGCCAGCUACCGCGUUUGGCUUUCCAGGGUAAACAGAAGCAAUGGCGCUCACGCGGGACCGCACACUCGUCACGGAGCAGACGGCGCGCUGCCCGAACCAUGCGGGAAACCAGAAGCCCUUCGCGCCGAGGUUCGACCGUGGUCAAACAGUCACCGGGUGUGGGUUACGUGGGACGCUUCGCGCACUUGCCAGGGCUCACCCGUGAAGCGUUACACCGUAAAGCUAUGUCCCGUCCACGACCAGAAGAUAAAGGGAGACCUCACGAGAUGCAGCAAACAUAUGGUAACGAUAACGGAUAAUGCAGGCGUGGUCGUCUUAGAAGGUUUGAAGAACGUCAGUCACUACAGGUUAGAGCUGAGGGAGCUUGUGAGCCGGGAGGACGGAGGAAGUGACGAAGGGCAGCCAGCGAUCGUGUUUUCCACGACUUCCGGCUCCGGGCAGCCAACGAGAUACGACCGGGAAGUCACGCACCAGAAUCCCCGGGGAAUCCGUGUCGAGGUGAAGAGGUACUUAAACAGUUCGGUGGCGUCAGUGACGUGGAAUGUUUCAAAAGACACUGAGCAGGAGCAGUCCGUGAGUCGCUACGCCCUGAAACUGUGUCCCAUUUGUGACGACGAACUGAAGGCGAACAUAACGGAAUGCCAUAGCAGAGCUGUGUCGGCCAGCGCUGGCAAGGCGAUUUUUCCUGCACUGAAGGAACUCUGCGAGUACACAUUGGAAGCCCGGGCCCUCGUUGAGAGAGAAGGCGAUGAAAAGGAUGAAGAAAGAAAGUCAGCCAUCGUGACCUUUGUCACUCCGGGUCCCGCUUUGCCCUCACUGGCUGAUUCACUGCGGGCAGAGUUGAACGGCAAUAGCGUGAAGCUUUACUGGCGGAAGCCCGCGAUACUUCGGGGCUAUGGUGUGGUGUACGACGUGAGGCUCUUUCGGCCGGAGUCGAACUCCGUCUUCGUCGAAGCGGUCGUCGAAGAUACAGAGAAGACGCUUCUUGGACUCCAACCUCGUACCACUUACUCAGUGGACGUAGCCGUCUGCGUGGCAAGGGCGAGGCGACUGCACUGCGGCGGGAACGCGACUCUGCAUUUUCAGACCCGGCCAAACGGCAAGUGCUUUCUAUUGUCUCGAUCGCAAUUAUUCAAUGAAAAAAAUAUACGGACGUCCAUAUUCAAGCCCGAGGCUCAGAUUAGGGCUGGUUCAGACGUGUUGUGUUCGUCCGCGUGUUCGUUCCGAGCAUUCCGCGACGCAGAGGCGAUACUGCCAGAUGAAGUGGUUCAACUGUUUCACAUUGUGUCGGUGCACGAGGCCUCCUAUGGCUUCGACUGA
Dermacentor andersoni is the source of this 2369-nucleotide messenger RNA. Its product is annotated as collagen alpha-1(XII) chain-like. Gene Ontology annotation, molecular function: protein binding. Lineage: Eukaryota; Metazoa; Arthropoda; Arachnida; Ixodida; Ixodidae. The record is from RefSeq and is a predicted model, not a curated record.